This is a messenger RNA of Perca fluviatilis (European perch), 1212 nucleotides long. Its product is annotated as histone H2B-like. Gene Ontology annotation, molecular function: structural constituent of chromatin; protein heterodimerization activity; DNA binding. The record is from RefSeq and is a predicted model, not a curated record. Gene Ontology annotation, cellular component: nucleosome. Bases 42 to 419 code for a protein of 125 amino acids. The transcript has a single exon. Lineage: Eukaryota; Metazoa; Chordata; Actinopteri; Perciformes; Percidae.
GACUUUGUUAUCUGUUUCAGGACUCCAAACCCGAAACAAACAUGCCAGCAGAAGCCACCGUCAAAGCGCCCAAGAAGGGCUCCAAGAAAGCCGUGACCAAGACCGCCGCCAAGGGCGGCAAGAAGAGGAGAAAGAGCAGGAAGGAGAGCUACGCCAUCUACGUGUACAAGGUGCUGAAGCAGGUCCACCCCGACACCGGCAUCUCCUCCAAGGCCAUGGGCAUCAUGAACUCGUUUGUGAGCGACAUCUUUGAGCGCAUCGCCGGCGAGGCUUCCCGUCUGGCUCACUACAACAAGCGCUCCACCAUCACUUCCCGCGAGAUCCAGACCGCCGUGAGGCUGCUGCUGCCCGGGGAGCUGGCCAAGCACGCCGUGUCCGAGGGCACCAAGGCCGUCACCAAGUACACCAGCUCCAAGUAAACCUCCCGCUGCUGUAAUCCACCAAACCAACGGCUCUUUUAAGAGCCACACACUUCUUCUUAAAGAGCAACGUUUCAACCAGUCAUGUGUUUAGAAACAAAUGAUCGUUUUUGUCACUUUUAUUUCUUGAAGGUAAACUUUUUAUUUUUAUAGUGGUUAUUGUGUUUAUUUGAAGUUUUCUGCGCUUUUACCCACUACCACCAGUAUACACUUACACCUUUACUAUUUUUGUGGCAACUUUUUACUUAUACUGCUUACUUUUUAACAUGCAUAUCCUACUCUUUACAUUUUACAGAAUUGGCUCAUUACUUUAGUUUCAAACAAUUUCACUGGAGUUACCGUUAUUUUUCAGGUCAUAAAUACUAGUGAUGGGCAUUCCGGCUCUUUUUCGUGAGCCGGCUCGUUUGACUCAGCUCACUGAAAAGAGCCGGCUCUUUUGGCUCACAAACGGCUCUUUAAAAAAAUUAAUGUUUUGACUAUGAUAGGUGUGAAAAACAAUUGUAAUUAAAUUAUUAAAUGAAAUGAAAUGAGACUGCGUUGCUGUGGGCCGCGGAUUAGGCCUACUUGACUGAGUGGAUACAUCUCCACGUGAGGUGCUGGCUCCAGUCGCUCCACCACCGUCACUAGCGGGACCGCAAGUUUCUCGAAGCUCCGCUAGCUUCACAGUUGGGUGCACAGUUCGCAUAUGCCGGUGUAGGUUGUACGUAGAACCGGCUUUAUAUGAGAUUUUGUUUUGGCAAAUUCUACACUGUGCUUUAACAUUGUCUACAUCAUUAAGAUGAUUCCAAAUGCU